Messenger RNA from Dimorphilus gyrociliatus, 949 nucleotides. The record is from the annotation of a GenBank genome assembly. Lineage: Eukaryota; Metazoa; Annelida; Polychaeta; Dinophilidae.
CAUUUCUUUUGUAAACAUCCCAAUUGCCUAGGUAUUGACAACGUGGCAUGUGAAACGGUAGUCCUUCCACGUCCGCCAUAUUUAUUGAACUUUGCAGAAAGGCGGAAAUUUAAGACAAAAUGGGAAAUUUUGUGUCCCUAUUUAAAGGCCUUUUUGGCAAGAAGGAAAUGAGAAUAUUGAUGGUUGGACUCGACGCCGCUGGAAAGACGACAAUUUUAUAUAAACUGAAAUUAGGAGAAAUUGUCACUACAAUACCGACAAUCGGUUUCAAUGUUGAAACUGUCGAAUACAAGAACAUCUCGUUCACCGUGUGGGAUGUAGGCGGCCAAGACAAAAUCCGCCCUCUUUGGAGGCACUACUUUCAAAAUACACAGGGCUUGAUUUUCGUCGUCGACAGCAACGAUCGUGAAAGAAUAACUGAAGCUCGUGAAGAACUAAUGAGAAUGUUGCAAGAAGACGAGUUACGUAAUGCCGUUCUACUCAUAUUCGCCAAUAAGCAGGAUUUACCUAACGCCAUGAACGCGGCUGAAAUAACGGAUAAACUAGGCUUGCACUCUUUGAGGAAUCGUCAUUGGUAUAUUCAAGCGACAUGCGCUACUUCCGGUGACGGUUUGUAUGAAGGUUUGGACUGGCUUAGCACACAGCUAAAGAAUGCCAAGUCGGACUGAGGGGGACGACGAAGUUUAGAAUAAGUGCAUAUAACAUUUAUUAUAAUUCCAAGGCGACGAGUAACCGUCACUCUGUAAAUUAUCCAUACAUUUUUGCCUGUGAAUUGUAGAGGGGGCUUUUGUUUUCGGUCUCGUUGCCUAUAUUAUCUCGUUUUCUUUUUCAACUUCAAUAAAAGUCGCGCUUAUUUAUGUACCCGAUGAUUCGUUGUAUUUUUUUUUAUACUGAAAAAUUGUAUCGUGUAGUGAAAUAAAUUGGAGUUCAAGGACGUAUUAACGUAUUA